CAGCCAGCAGCCGAGAGUAAACGAGGAGUUUACAGGAAUAACGUCGCUGCCUCGGCCAGACGUCGUUUGCGGAUUGCCUCGCCAACAAGCUGUCCUCUGUUCGCCGCCGGCGAGUGACAGUCGGUCCUCGAGGUCAGGUCUGCCACCGCGAUAUGUACCACGCGUUAUGCUGGCCUAUUGGACCUGAUCGGGUUGAGGACAACGUCAGCGGCUGUAUCAGACAGAGCGUGAACCUACAGUUGGAAAAAGAUGGGGAACACGGCGACCAAGUUCCGCAAGGCUCUCGUCAAUGGCGACGACGUGCUGGCCUGCCACCUGUAUGAGAGCAACCCGCAGUUCAAGGAGGCUCUGGAUCCCAACUCUACAUACGGAGAGUCCUACCAGCACAACACUCCACUGCACUAUGCUUCCCGGCACGCCAUGGCCCGCCUUCUCAGGUCUUUCCUUUUCGGAAAAGAUGGGAAUCCUAAUAAACGUAAUGUGCACAAUGAGACAUCUCUGCACCUUCUCUGCAUGGGGCCGCAGAUCCUCACCUCUGAGGGGGCCCUGCAACCUCGGAUCUCACGCCCAUAUGAAGACAAACAGCGUCGGGCCGAAUCCCUGCAAAUCAUCCUGGCGUGGACCGGAGCAAAGCUGGACCAUGGAGAAUACGAGAGCGCCGAUAUCAAUGCCACUGACAACAAGAAAAACACCUGCCUCCACUAUGCGGCUGCGUCAGGCAUGAAGACGUGUGUGGAGUUCCUGUUGCAGAGAGGAGCGGACCUGUUUGCCGAGAAUGAAGAUCGCGAGACUCCAUGUGACUGUGCAGAGAAGCAGCACCACAAGGAGCUGGCCCUCUGCCUGGAGUCGCAGAUGGUCUUCUCGCUUGCCCCCGAGGCAGAGGGUAUAGAGGCAGAGUACGCAGCCCUUGACCGAAGAGAGCUGUAUGAAGGCCUGCGGCCUCAGGAUCUACGGAGGCUGAAGGACAUGCUGAUAGUGGAGACAGCCGACAUGCUGCAGGCCCCUCUCUUCACUGCAGAGGCACUGCUACGUGCCCAUGAUUGGGACAGGGAGAAGCUCCUCGAGGCCUGGAUGAGCAACGCAGUGGAAUGCUGCCAACGCUCGGGGGUGCAGAUGCCCAACCCGCCCCCAAGCGGUUACAACGCCUGGGACACCUUGCCCUCACCCCGGACGCCACGCAUCACCCGCUCCUCCAUCACUUCUCCUGACCAAAUCAGCCUGACGCCUGCCGAAGAGGAGUCCUCUCUGUGUGGCAUCUGCAUGUCUUCCAUUUCUGUCUUCGAGGAACCUGUUGAAAUGUCCUGUGGCCAUGAGUUUUGCAGACCAUGCUGGGAAGGGUUUCUAAAUCUAAAGAUUCAAGAGGGGGAAGCCCACAACAUCUUCUGCCCGGCCUUUGACUGCUACCAGCUAGUGCCUGUGGAAGUUAUUGAGAGUGUGGUGUCUAGAGAGAUGGAUAGGCGCUACCUCCAGUUUGACAUCAAGGCAUUUGUGGAGAACAAUCCGGCAAUCCGCUGGUGUCCUGAGGCCGGGUGUGAAAUGGCGGUGAGACUGAGCACGCAGGGUCCUGGGACCUCCACCUCAGACUCUCUUAGCUUUCCCCUCCUUCGGGCUCCAGCCGUGGACUGUGGCAAAGGUCACCUCUUCUGCUGGGAGUGUCAAGGUGAGGCCCAUGAGCCCUGUGACUGUGAGACCUGGAAGCUGUGGCUCCAGAAAGUCACCGAGAUGAGACCGGAGGCAUUGGCUGGUGUGAGUGAAGCUUAUGAGGAUGCAGCCAACUGCUUGUGGCUGCUGUCGAACUCCAAAUCCUGCACCAAUUGCAAGUCUCCGAUUCAGAAAAAUGAGGGCUGCAACCACAUGCAGUGUGCUAAGUGUAAGUAUGACUUCUGUUGGAUCUGUCUGGAGGAGUGGAAAAAGCAUAGCUCAUCAACAGGAGGCUACUAUCGUUGCACUCGCUACGAAGUUAUCCAGCAGGUGGAGGAGCAGUCAAAGGAGAUGACUGAAGAGGUAGAAAAGAAGCACAAGAGCUUUCAGGAACUUGACCGUUUUAUGCACUACUACACACGCUUCAAGAACCACGAGCACAGCUAUCAGCUGGAGCAGCGCCUGUUAAAAACAGCCAAAGAGAAGAUGGAGCAGCUCAGUCGAGCCCUGAGUGGAAUGGAAGAAAACCCACCUGACACUACGUUCAUUGAAGAUGCAGUCCUAGAACUACUAAAGACACGCCGCAUCCUCAAGUGCUCUUAUCCUUAUGGGUUCUUUCUUGAGCCCAAAUGCACAAAGAAGGAGAUCUACGAGCUUAUGCAGACGGACUUGGAGAUGGUGACGGAGGACCUGGCUCAAAAGGUUAACCGGCCUUAUCUAAGGACGCCGCGCCACAAAAUCAUCCGUGCAGCAUGUCUCGUUCAGCAGAAGAGGCAGGAGUUUCUAGCCUCAGUAGCCAGGGGAGUGGCCCCCAAUGACUCUCCUGAGGCCCCCAGGCGCAGUUUUGCUGGCGGAACGUGGGACUGGGAAUAUUUAGGCUUUGCAUCACCUGAGGAGUACGCAGAGUUCCAGUACAGACGGAGGCACAGACAGCGGAGGCGAGGUGACAUGUCCAGUCUCCGUAGCAACACACCCGACCCUGAUGAUUCCGGCAACAGCAUUUUAGACACACAGGCGGUCAGAGGCGGGCGUAGACAUCAUCAGAUGAGUCUAGGUUCUCUGGAUGAUGAUGAUCCAAACAUUCUACUGGCCAUUCAGCUGUCCCUCCAGGACUCUGCGAUGGCAGAGAUUGGGUCCAACCAUGACGCGCUCGGCACCUCGCUGCCUUCUAGGCUCGAGCAGCACGCUCCGGGCGUAGAGGUCCUUUCCAGAGCUUCUCUAAGCAGCUCAGAACUGCUGGAGCUGGGAGAUAACUUUGCCAGACUUGGCAACAUCGGCACCAGCAGGCAGCACUCGGCCGCAACCGGUGUCUCCGCCUCUGUGCAGCACUGUGACAGACACCCUAGGGCCUUCGGGGCUUCACUGCCGACACCAGUGGGUCCACGAGGCAGCGACUCAUCGACGGGCCUCUUCUCGUCUUCCAGCGACACGUUGGACUUGACCACAUGCGGCAGCCACGACCCCUCCACGUCCUCCGCAGCAAACGCCAAUUUGCUGGGCAACAUCGUGGCCUGGUUCCACGACAUGAAUCCCCAAGGUAUCACCCUGGUCCCCUCCACCUCCUCUGACACCGACUCAAACCUCGGCACACUCUGCUCCGCCGGUGAAGGGGAGCGCCCGCAGGAGGACGAGAAAGGCGGGGGGGUCCCGCCUGACUGCAGGAGACCUCGGGAAGUGGGUUUCUUCUCCCAGCGACUAGGCGACACGGAGGAGUGUGCCGUCGCUCAGAGGCCGACGCAGUUGGAUCUGGUGGGGCUGGACACCAUGGCGCUGCCCUACGCGGCCACCCUCAACACAGGCGGGGACCACGGCCAACGGAGGGGCUCAAAGGUCUGCCGCGUCGACACUCCGCAGUGUGACUCGGUCUCCGACCAUCUGCCCAGCAGCAGCUCCUCUGAGUGGGAGGACCAAGUGCACUUGGUGUGAACUUGACCGGAGGAGAUGGGAAGACGCUUUUUCUGAGCGGCCAAAAAACACUUUAGAUUGCAGAAAAGAGUAGUUGAGAAAUAAUUUAUACAGAGUGAAGAAUGUGUCCCUGGUUGGGAAGAAGUAUCAAGACUCCAGCAUUGAAGGCAGAUCGGUUUCCCGCACUAACUGUACUGCCAGUCCCCAACAAUCAGCACUCAUUGAAGGAGACAUUAGUUUUAAUAAAAUUUUGAAAUAAUAUAUUACCUGAAAAUGAGUCCACUGGAGCAAAAGCCUGCUGCGUAUGUCUGAGGGAGGUUUUUCAACUGUACAUAUGAGCAGGCUAAUAUCUUAUUGCAUUUCGGUGCAAGCUUGGGGAUCUUUCUUGCUCCUGACCUCGCCUACUCUAUCGGUGCCAAACACUGACCGCCACCAAGUGGAUCCUUCAAAACAAAAUGUGCCUGCUUAUUGCAAUCGCAGCAACUCGGCUGAUCUGAAAUGCUAGAACCAUAUUUGUAUUCGAGAUUGCGCCUGUGUGAUAUUUUCAAAUGUCACCAUCUAAAAGCUACAGUGAGUUGUGUAAAUCUGCAGUUUAAGACCACGCUGGUUGUGUGCUUUAUGUUGUGAAACAUUCACACAAAACCAUUUAGAUUCAUCAGCCAAAAAAGAAAAAAAAGGCAGGGGGCCUCAUUAAAAAACAUUUCAAAACUGACCUGACAAUGCUAUUCGUCUCAAAGCCUCAAUCCCAACACACUUUCAAGUGAGAAAACAAACGCUGACAGCACCCGAGGCCACUGAGUGUCAGUCAGUUCACUUUAUGUUGACUUCUAUUGUAGUUUGUUUCAGUGGUGCAGCUGAGCGUGACGGACUAAGCAGACAGCGAGUCGUCGGGUUUGUGUACUGCAGGAAAGGCCAGUGAGAAAUAUAAUCAGGCAAUCUCAUUCAGCCUUUGGUGAAUGAAUGAAUCACGCCCAAGUCACCGUAAUUAAUCCCCGGUCCCGCUAAGUGUAAUCCUCACCAGAACACAUGUAGCGGGGUAACGCGAAUGUGUGUUUGCAUCACAGACACACACGUCUUCCUCCUCAGUGCCUUUAUGUCAAUCGCUGUUGGUUCCUUCACACGUGUCCUGAGUGCUACUUACACAGUAUAAACUGUGUAACCACCAAUUUGACCUUAAAGUUAUUUCUCUCACAUGAAGUUUAUAGUGCGCAAACGUGAGAUCUUGAUUUCCAUUUUGGUCAUCGGAAUAUUUGUAGCAUGAGGCUUUUUAGGUGGUUCCAGUAGUGUUUUCUUAAUGGAAAACUGAUUUUAUAUUAUUUUGUAUCAUGGGUAACAGUUAAUGUCGUACUUUCAAAUCUUGUUCCCAAAUAUUUUGUGCGGAAGGUCUUUCUAAAAACCACUGUAUUGACAUACUGUAUGUUUAUCAUGUAUCUUACCUAAAGACACUAAAACGGAGCAAAGUUGCAAUAUAAGGUGGAUAUUUAUUUGCAAUCUGUUAAAGAAAAUGGAUUAUGAAUAACCAAUCUGACGCGUUGAGCAUUGUUUUACCUUUAAGGCUUGUCUGUGUACAGACUAAUGUCUGACUGCAUUACCUUCAUCGGUAUAGAGCCACAUGCAAACUGAAGAUCAUAAGACUCUUGAGCUCGUGGAGCUGUGAGUGCCGUAUGCUCAAUGGAGCUUUGUGUGUAACAGUAUGCUGUGCAUGAAGUGGGUUUGAGUUUAAAUGGAACUUGUACUUCCUUUGUAUUUCACGUCUAACGUUCAGGUGAUUUAUUUUAAACUGACAUAACAUUUUGUAACUGAGAUUUUCUAUUGUCAAGCAACUAAUCCUUGAAAUUCUAUUUGCACUUUCAUAGUCUAUACUUGAUACAUUCCCUCUUUAUAUGAAAACAUGUUUGUGUGAUGCCAAUAAAUAUGUGGUGAGUUUUAAUUA
Messenger RNA from Gasterosteus aculeatus aculeatus (three-spined stickleback), 5479 nucleotides. Its product is annotated as ankyrin repeat and IBR domain-containing protein 1. The record is from RefSeq and is a predicted model, not a curated record. Gene Ontology annotation, biological process: protein ubiquitination. Lineage: Eukaryota; Metazoa; Chordata; Actinopteri; Perciformes; Gasterosteidae. Gene Ontology annotation, molecular function: zinc ion binding; protein binding; ubiquitin-protein transferase activity.